AUGAAUGAAUCACAUGUGCAAUAUAAUCAGACGCUGUUACGAAUGUAUGAGCAGAAUAUGAGUGCAACAAAUGAGAUUCAACUGAUUUUAGAAUUGACUUUAUCUAAUCUAUCAACAAUAAACACAUCCAGACAGAUUUAUUACUUUUUUGAAGAUUACGUGAAUACUUUAAAAAAUCCUUACAAGCGGAUAUUACUUGUUCUGUAUAUAUUAAUAUUAGUAUUUGGAACGUUGAUUAAUUUACUGUUAAUACACACAAUACGCAAACUACGUAAUCCUAAGUCAUUAGCCAAUAGAAGAAUGUUAAUCAUACGUGUAUUAUGUGAUUUAGCUUUGGCGUGGUUUGGUGUGCCGUAUACAGCGUAUACAGCUGUCUACAAGAAUUGGUUGUUAGGCAAUGUUAUGUGCAAAAUUUCUGCAUUCCUAAUGUACUUUAUUGUUGCAUUGAACAAUUUUCUUCUAGUAGCUAUCUGUCUAAAUCGCAGUGUUGGUAUUAGUCAAAAUGGCAAACACUUAACUGAUUCAACAGUUAGCGUACCAUGUCGUGUUAAGUGUUUACUAGUCGCAGCUGGAUUAUUAGCACUGGUGAUUGCAUUUCCAGGUGGGAUUGUCAGUGAACAAGUACAGAUUCAGUUACCAGAAACAGUUAAAAUAUAUUCUGACUUAUAUUCAGAUAUAUCAGACAUGAUACCAAAGAUAUGCAAGGAUUCCUGGAGUCGUGAAGCUCAACUAGCAUAUGACGUUAUAUUAAUAGUGGCAAUUUAUGUGAUACCCCUCAUUGUGGUGUGUUUAAGUCAACAUGUUGUCACAGUGCAUUUAAAACAAUCCCAGAGAUUAUUGAUGCUUUCUGGUCAUCGAAAUACAACAGCAUGGACAAGAAGACGUCAGCGGUUAACAAGAUUAUGUGUUCUUAUGGCAGCAUUAUUUGUUUUAUCUUGGUCACCUAAUCAUGUACUUAAUUUAUUAACUAAAACUUUUCAUAUUAAUGAUCCAAUUACUGAGAUUUUACUUGAUUCUUCAAUGUGUUUAGCACUGUCGAACGCUGUAACAGGUCCAUUACUACUAAUUACAACAUGCUCAAAUUAUCAUCGAUAUGUUUUCCGCUUUUUUUACCGACCAUCAGUGACAAGUCAUUCUACUCAAAGUUAUUCAAUGCCAGCUAAUUCAAUGAGAUCAUCAACUGGGAUCGGUUUGCCAGUGGAAACAUUUCCAGUGAUUAGCAAUCGUAUUGGUGAGACAAAUUUGAAGAUAGUGAAAAAUCCACGAACAUUAGAAAUUGUUGGCGAUGAAUGUGAUUCUAGUUAA
Trichobilharzia regenti is the source of this 1305-nucleotide messenger RNA. Lineage: Eukaryota; Metazoa; Platyhelminthes; Trematoda; Strigeidida; Schistosomatidae. The record is from the annotation of a GenBank genome assembly.